UGCUCUAGAUUCCAUGUAGUUUAUGUGUUUAAAAUACCGAGCGAAUGCUCGAUACCGAGUUUGCGAUUAGAUAAUUACAUUACUCCCGCAUUCUCUACAGAUCACGAGGUGAUGCAUGCGGUGGUUGGGAGCAAGUGAACAUUAAUCAGCUCUCUUCUAUUCGCUCAUUCAUCAUAAUUCGGUGAUGUGCCAAAUUUGAAUCGUCAAAGAUGGAGAAAUCGUCAUCCAGUUUUGUUCCACCGGACGGUGGAUGGGGUUGGGUAGUUUGUUUUGCUUCAUUCCUGGUUAAUGGGACAAUUUUUGGCAUCAUGAAUUCUUCGGGUAUCCUCUUCGUCAAAUUGAAAGAGACUUUCCAAGGAGCUGCCUUCAGUACCUCAUGGGUGGAAUCCAUAUCAAUUGGAAUGACAUUUUUACUAUCGCCAAUAGCUAGCGUUCUUACGGACAAAUUUGGAAUAAAAAGAACUGCUUUAUUAGGAGGUUUUUUAGCAACUGUAGGAAUGUUAACUAGUUCCUUUGUGCAGCAAUUGCCCCUAUUGUGUCUGACUUAUGGAGUGAUACUUGGGACAGGUGCAUCGCUCUGUUAUACUCCGUCCUUAGUAAUUUUAGGUCAUUACUUUCAUCGCCAUUUAGGUUUGGUUAAUGGAAUUGUUACGGCUGGGAGUUCUGUAUUCACUAUGGUUAUGCCAUUUCUUCUUUCAUAUCUUUUACAUACAGUGCAGUUUGCAGGAACCAUGCAGAUUUUAUCUGUAAUGAUGGCAGUGUUAAUGGUGUGCGCUCUAACAUUUCAACCUCUCGUCAGUCAUAAUCCUACCAAACAUUCCACUUCAAAAGUAACGGAUGUAGAAAAAUCUUGUUGUUCUCAAAUAUGGCACAGUAUUAUACAUGUCACUAUAUGGAAAAAUAAAAAAUAUUUAUGCUGGGCUCUCUCUAUACCCACUGCUUUAUUUGGCUAUUUUGUCCCAUAUUUGCAUUUAGUACAACAUGUGAAAGAUAUUUUACCCGAUGCAAAUGGUAGUAUUUUAGUCAUGUGUAUAGGAUUGACAUCUGGAUUAGGUCGGAUUAUAGUAGGGAAAGUUGCAGAUCAUCCUCGUAUCAACAGAAUUUGUCUUCAACAGAUUUCUUUCUUGUGUAUAGGAGUUUUGACCAUGCUCCUGGUUAUAGCAAAAGAUUUUAUAAUUUUAGUAGUGAUGUGCCUUUUCUUUGGUUUAUGCGAUGGCUGUUUCAUAUCAUUAUUGGGCCCCAUUGCAUUUGAUCUCGUGGGACAUAAAGCAGCUUCUCAAGCCAUAGGAUCUCUUUUAGGAUUUGUGUCAGUACCAUUAACAAUUGGACCUCCAGUAGCGGGAUUGCUGUAUGAUAAAUUAGGAAAUUAUACAAUAGCUUUCAUAGCAGCUGGUAUUCCUCCAAUUUUGGGUGCUAUUUUAAUGUGUAUAAUUCAUAGAAUGCCACAGCCCCGUCGUAGAGACAAUCUGGAAACUCUAAAUCAUAUCUGCACACAAGGAGUACCUUGUUUGGAUGAGAAAGGAAAACAAGCUUACGGAAUAGCCACGUGGGAAGAAAAAUCUGAAAUCCUACCGGCCCUUGUUCCAGAAACGAUUUCAAAAUCUGCCGAAUUAUGAUCUUGUCUCUGCACUAUUAUAAAUUUAUAUUUUUUAUAUAAAUGUGCAGUAUUAAAAAUAAACUAUUUUAUGCUAAA
Messenger RNA from Centruroides sculpturatus (bark scorpion), 1693 nucleotides. Its product is annotated as monocarboxylate transporter 10-like. Gene Ontology annotation, biological process: transmembrane transport. Lineage: Eukaryota; Metazoa; Arthropoda; Arachnida; Scorpiones; Buthidae. The record is from RefSeq and is a predicted model, not a curated record. Gene Ontology annotation, molecular function: monocarboxylic acid transmembrane transporter activity. The coding region runs from base 210 to 1616 and encodes 468 amino acids. The transcript is spliced from 10 exons.